Pelobates fuscus (common spadefoot toad) is the source of this 1191-nucleotide messenger RNA. Its product is annotated as olfactory receptor 6C1-like. The record is from RefSeq and is a predicted model, not a curated record. Gene Ontology annotation, cellular component: membrane. Gene Ontology annotation, molecular function: olfactory receptor activity; odorant binding; G protein-coupled receptor activity. Gene Ontology annotation, biological process: G protein-coupled receptor signaling pathway. The transcript is spliced from 4 exons. Lineage: Eukaryota; Metazoa; Chordata; Amphibia; Anura; Pelobatidae. Bases 1 to 1191 code for a protein of 396 amino acids.
AUGCCUGUAAAUCGUCGUAGACCCGGGAUGCCAUCUGCUCCGCUCGGGCUGUCUGAAUUAAGUUUACAGUUGCGCCGAAUUCUAAGAAAUUGGCUUCGAGGAGCGUUAUCGAGCCAUGGCACAUAUAACAAGUACCUUGCAAAACUUUCACUCUAUCCGUCCAAAGAGUGGUUCGCUUCAUCCUAUGAUAAACUAUCGAUUCCAAAACCCCAAAUUGGUGGAGCUGAUUCCAGAACCAACACCAUCAAAAUAGAAAUGUCAAAUCACACCAAAGUAACAUAUUUCAUUAUUAAAGGGAUUUCAGAUGAUCCCAACCUGCAGCUUCCAAUCUUCCUCCUGGUUCUCUUCAUGUAUAUCAUCACUCUUGGUGGCAACAUGACCAUCUUCCUCCUGAUCUGUCUGGAUCGUCACCUUCACACUCCCAUGUACUUCUUCCUUAGUAACUUGUCUAUCAUGGACAUGUCUUCUACCACUGUCACUCUACAUAGGAUCCUGGUGAAGUAUGUAACAGGUAAUGGAACAAUUUCAUUUUUCUGCUGCAUGACACAAGUGUAUUUCUUCUCGAGUAUCACCGGUGAUCAACUGUUACUAUUAACGGCAAUGAGCUAUGAUCGUUAUGCAGCGAUCUGCAUGGCUCUGCGUUAUCCAAUAGUCAUGAACUCCAAGACCUGUGGCCUGUUAGCCAUUGUCUGUUGGAUGUUGGGAUUUUUACAAGUUAUACCGUAUAUCAUUUUAUUAUCAAGUUAUACCUGCUAUCGUUCAAACUAUGUCAAUCAUUUCUACUGUGAUCUUGUGCCAGUCAUGAAACUCUCUUGCAGUGAUACGUCGGCUUUGGAGAUACUGAUAUUUACAGAGGGGCUGUUACUGCUAAAUCUCACCCCUUGUCUGCUUACCUUCAUCUCUUAUGUUUUCAUUAUUGUGACGAUAUUGAGAAUUCAGACAAAAAUUGGGCGACGUAAAGCUUUUUAUACGUGUUCCUCACACCUCAUUGUGGUCCUGUUUCUCUACAUUACCCUCGGAUGCCAAUAUUUAGCCCCAGUAUCUACAAACACGGUGAUCUCUUAUAAACUGUUUUCUCUUUUUAACACCGCUGCUGUGCCCAUGGUUAACCCACUGAUUUACAGCUUGAGAAAUAAUGAUGUGAAAUCAGCCUUUGGACGAAGGGUGAAAUAUUUUAGAGCUUUAAUCUAA